GCAUUGGGGCGCUGGCUGAAGUCCACCAAGAAGGUCGUGCCUGUGGAUGCCACACCCACGGUGACGCCGCCCAAGAAGAAGAUCCCGCCCAAGACGACCCCGCCCAAAUCCGAGGAUAAGUUGUUGCUCAUGGCGAAGACCUACACGGCCGUGCCAACUCGGAAGCAGCAGCUGAAG
Molecule: messenger RNA, 177 nt
Organism: Prorocentrum cordatum
Lineage: Eukaryota; Dinophyceae; Prorocentrales; Prorocentraceae
Source: the annotation of a GenBank genome assembly